UGGCCACCAGGUGGCGGAAUCAUGAAAUAGUAGUCUGUAGCCAUGCCCCUAACGACAGUGACCAAUCGCAGGGAUGUUAAAAUAUGAUUGACACGGUAGGUAACCAAUGGACUAAUUUGUACGUCACUCUCCCUAAGGGAGUGAAAGAACAGCAUCAAGUUCGGGUGCAAGACAGUUACUCAAUGAACGAAGCCCAGCUGGAGGAGACUAACGUUAUACUAGUCUUCAAAUGUACCAACGACGGUUCUUGUGCACGGCUGGGGAGGGUUGACAUUGCUAGUGGUAAAUGACGAUGCGACAUUGUAUUGGACGCUCUGACUUAAUUGGGCUCACAUUAACAUAGCUAGCGGCUUGCUCCACCUGGAUACGGUCUCCCGGAGGACUACGGUGAGACACAACACAGCAGAAGUCAGCGAGUGGUCUGUAGCCUUGGCUUGUAUCAUUGCAUCCAUCCACGAAAGUGACGCGACCAAAUAGACCCGAGCCACUGAAAGGCGCAGGUGCCAUGACGGGGUUGGGGGCAGAGGAUGACAUCCCACUGGGCGAGAGGAAGACGGUCACAGACUUCUGCUAUCUGCUGGACAAGUCAAAGCAGCUCUUCAACGGCCUCCGAGAUCUGCCCCAGUAUGGCCACAAGCAGUGGCAGUCCUACUUCGGCCGCACGUUUGACGUCUACACCAAGCUGUGGAAGUUCCAGCAGCAGCACAGACAGGUGCUGGACAAUCGGUAUGGCCUUAAGCGGUGGCAGAUCGGGGAGGUGGCCUCCAAAAUUGGCCAGCUGUACUACCACUAUUACCUCCGCACGUCGGAAACGAGCUACUUGAACGAGGCCUUCUCCUUCUACUCGGCCAUCCGGCAGCGUUCCUACUACUACCAAGUCAGCAAGGAGGAGAGGCCUGAGCUGGUGGUGAAGAAGCUGAGGUACUAUGCCCGCUACAUUGUGGUGUGUUUGCUCCUGAACAAGAUGGACCUGGUCAAAGUUUUAGUGAAGGAGCUGUCUGAGGAGAUUGAAGACUACACCCAGCGGUUUAACACUGAGGACCAGCUGGAGUGGAACCUGGUGCUGCAGGAGGUGGCUGCCUUUGUGGAGGCCGACCCGGUGAUCGUGCUGAACGAUGACAACGCUGUAGUGAUUACGUCCAAUCGGCUGCAAGAGGGGGGCGUGCCCCCGCUGGAACAGGGCAUGGUGGUUGGUCAGCUCACCCUGGCUGAUGCCCUCAUCAUUGGCAACUGCACCUCUCAGGUGAAGUUCAGUGAGCUGACCAUCGACAUGUUCCGCAUGCUGCAAGCCCUGGAGCGCGAGCCAGUCAACCUGGCCACGCAGACCAGCAAAACAGGAACACUGGUGAGGGAGCCAAGGCCUUCUACACCUCUCUUUCUCUCUCUCCCUCCCUCUCUCUCCCCAGCCAUAGGGGGGAACCCCCACAGGUACCUGUUUUAGAGGCCCACCUUCAGUCAGCUUCACACCUUCCUUCUAGAGGCCUCCUUCAAAGAGCUGCCAGCCAAUAGUGUGCUUCUGGUCUAUCUCUCCGCCUCUGGAGUCUUCCCCACUGCACGCAAUGAUUAUGAAGGCCCUUAUGAUGUCGGUGGUGUGCUGACCAACACCAACCGUGAUGUGGUGAAUGGAGAGACCAUCCAGAAGAGGAACCAGGCACAGAAAGAGAUGCACUGCCUCCAUCCUGGUGAUCUGUACCCCUUCACGAGGAAGCCCCUGUUUGUUAUAGUGGACUCGUCCAACAGCACGGCCUAUAAGAAUUUCACAAAUCUGUUUGGACAGCCAAUUGUCUGCCUGCUCUCCCCUACAGUCUACCCCAAGAGCAUGCAAGACCAGUCUCAGCGAGGCAGCCUCUUCACCCUCUUCCUGUAUAACCCCCUGAUGGGUUUCCUGUCGGUGUGCGGGCUUAGCAGCAUGCGCCAGGGAUUGUGGGAGAAGGCCCAGGAGUUCCUCCGCAAGGUGUUCCGCGACAUCGGCCAGCUGAUCACGCGCUCACGGGUCAUAGACCAAGCCUUCUUGCAGUUCUAUGGGGAUGAGUUCCUGCGGUUGCUGAUGAUUCGGUUUGUGUUCUGCUCAGCGACCCUCCGACUGCACAAGCUCUUCCGGGAGUCUAGGAGCUUUCCGGAAUCUUACCCCCAGCUUCCGAAACCAGACACAGUGGAAAACACCGCUCUUCAGAAACACGUGCACCAACUAGCUGCCAUGUUGGACGUACAGAACCUGUUCUGUGACGGCACGCUGGAUAAUUAUUGACCACAUCUGCAGUAGAACACACACACACACACACACACACACACACACACACACACACACACAAACCAACAUACACAUACUUUACAAACAAAGUCUUUGCAUAGUUCUUGUUGAAUGAACUUUGCAGUUUUAUCUAAUCUUCUUAUCUAGUGCUAGGUUAUUCUUUGCCAAAUGUUUUCCUGUGGAAAUGUUCGACCUUACGAUCCACUUUUUAGUUAACAUCUCAAGACAUUUCUUGAAGCAGUGAUAAUGGAAAACAAUAUGGCUGACAGCAGCUCUCUAAACCAUAGCUGUAAAGAUAUGCAGAACAGACCAAUUGAGAACAGGGUAGAGAAACAAAUCAUCACUAGAAUGGAGGGAAAAUUCUGGAAAGACACCACUGCCUGUUUUAAAUUCAGCUUCACUCCUCCAGUAGUCUUCAGACUCUAUAUGUUCGCAAAGUUUCACGCCUUGUCAUCCUCUGACUUCUUCUCUUCUGCAUGUGCAUUCUACUGUCUGACACUCUGUUGUUAAUGGCUUGCCUUUCUUGGUUCUCUUGAGUUUCUUAACGCCAUUUUGUCUUCUUCUGUACUAACUUGAGUCUGACUAACUUGAGCCACAACCCUUUUGUGGUAUGACUCCCUGUGUUUUUGGGGAUGAAUCCUCCAGUCCAGGUUCCUCACCGCACUGGGAUGCAUUUAAGAGGGCGUGUGUGUCGUCUAAACGUUUGUGGAGUUUUAAAAUGAUAUAUUCCACCGAGGAGGAUAUUUUAGCACGUUUGCCAGUAGUGUGUCCCUGUCCAUAGAAACGAUUUUAUAUUCCGCUGUCCGAUGUAUAUGUGGUGGACUAUACUAUCCAAAAAGGAUUAUCUUGUUUCUGAAGCUCCAUGGAAGGGUGGCGAGCAAAGCAAAUAUCCCUAUAUAUACAAAUAUAGAUAUGUAUAUAAAUGUAUAGACAAGGAAAAAAAUGAACAUGUGAGGCUGCAAGAUGUUUUUAUUUCUGUCUUUCAUGUAGCUGAGGUUUUUGUUGGUAGAAGAAUUGUGAAGAGAUGGUGCUGUGCAGUUGGCCCAGACAGUGUCCCCAUCCCUACACCGCACGCACACACACACACACACACACACACACACACACACACACACACACACACACACACACACACACACACACACACACACACACACACACCCUUUCCACCCCUUAGAUCUGAAGUUUGUGAAUGAACUACGACGCUGUCAUGCCACUGCGCCCUCUGCUGUUGUAUUCGGCUCACUGCAGCCAGCCUACAUUCCAAGGACAUCCUGACAAUGAGCCCGCUGAGGAGCCUGCCGCUGAGUCCGUUGCUUUUUAAUUUCCUGACUUUGAAUUGGGCCAUCCCGACAGGGGAAUAUAGGGCAGCAGAAUGUUAAUUGCCUUUUUUUCCGUUUGUUUUGUUUAUUUAACUUGUGAUAUUGUUCACAAAUGGAAAAGAAUUUGGAAAACAAAUGUGGAGAAGAACACAAAUGUUAGCAUAAUGAUGAGGAAAAUGAUGAUGAUGAUGAUAAUAAUAAUAAUAGCCUUGCACUUUACUUGUACUGAAGUUUGACCUGAUGUUGUUUGUUGUGCUGUUGGUAAUGUCAGAGGCAUGUCAGAGACCACAAUAACUAACACAAUUGUCUUACUGUAUACUCACCCUAUGUGCAUCCAGCACUCUAUAGCCUUGGCUGGACGCUCCGUCUCCACUGCGUAACAGUGUACACAGACCAAGUUCCAGUGAGAGGAAAGACUGAGCCUGCUGCACACACCUGCGUCCCAUCCUCCCCCUCAGUGUUACUGCUCCCCAUUGGACUGGACGUUUGCAAGCAUGUCUGUGUGUCUGAGCGUCACAGCAAGAGCGGCCACCCUCCGAGCUCUGCUGUGUUGAAAAGGCACGGACUAGUAGCUCUGUUCUUUGGAAGCACAAGACUCAGCCAGUCGAUCCAACAUUCCAGCACCUUCCUAUUUUACUGCGCCCCCCCC
Messenger RNA from Alosa alosa (allis shad), 4222 nucleotides. RefSeq names its product suppressor of cancer cell invasion (gene scai). Gene Ontology annotation, cellular component: nucleus. Gene Ontology annotation, molecular function: transcription corepressor activity. The transcript is spliced from 19 exons. Lineage: Eukaryota; Metazoa; Chordata; Actinopteri; Clupeiformes; Clupeidae. The record is from RefSeq and is a predicted model, not a curated record. Gene Ontology annotation, biological process: DNA-templated transcription.